Messenger RNA from Nematostella vectensis (starlet sea anemone), 3232 nucleotides. Its product is annotated as probable sodium-coupled neutral amino acid transporter 6. The transcript is spliced from 8 exons. The coding region runs from base 180 to 1667 and encodes 495 amino acids. The record is from RefSeq and is a predicted model, not a curated record. Lineage: Eukaryota; Metazoa; Cnidaria; Anthozoa; Actiniaria; Edwardsiidae. Gene Ontology annotation, biological process: amino acid transmembrane transport. Gene Ontology annotation, molecular function: amino acid transmembrane transporter activity.
UCAUGUGAUUGACUGUUAGUUUGAGUAACUGUGUGGCAGUGUCGCAAUAGCAGUUACGCAUGUUUAUUUUACCUGGACUUUUAUCAUUUUAGCAAGAGUCUUGGCUAGGUUUUCAAUUAUUAUACCCAUCCAACUGUAGAAGUUACAGUAUUUAGACGAGCGUCGAGUUUUUAACAAAAAUGUCUGAUGACCAUCUACUUAAAGUAACAAGCAAUGGAGAACAAGCAAGCACAGAAACUCUCUCAUGUUCACAGACUGAUAUGGGAGAAACUAGUCCCAUCACUACAAUAUCAGAAUCCACACCUCUUAUAAACUCUAGUACACCAAUUAAAGCUGAACACCAUGAGCGUCAUGGCACUAUACUCUCAUCCAUCUUUACUCUAGUAUCCACAAUGAUUGGUGGAGGGGUGUUGUCUUUGCCAUUUGCCUUUCAACAAGGUGGUUUUGUUAUGAGCUCACUGGUAUUAAUAUUUGUGCUAAUGGCAUCAACACAUGGAGGGUUUCUCAUAAUCAACAGUAAGAAGUAUUGUCAAGGACGCAUCAAGAAUGUGGAGGACGUGGGACGAAUUGCAUUUGGAUACAAAGGAGAGGUUCUGACUCAGCUGGUACUGAUAGUCACUUUGUUUCUGUGUUCUGUUGCUUACUGGAUUCUUAUUACUGACCAGUUACAACCAUUGUUUUUCCUCAUGUGCGGUCCAAACUCAUUUUGGGCGAAGAAGAUUGUGGUUCUUACAAUUCCUGUCCUUGUUAUAUUUCCAUUCACGUUACUUAAAAGUAUGAGUGCUCUGAAGUUCACCUCUUUCCUCAGUGUCUUUUGUGUAAUGUUUCUCGCUGGAGGGAUAGUGCACCAAUCAGUGGAGUCCCACAUUGGCGGAAGGAUUACUCGUCCAGACAACCCUGUCAAAUGGUGGCCAAAAGACUUGGGUGGUUUUCUAACAUCAGUCUCAAUAACGGGCCUGACAUUUGCUUGUCACUUCAACAUUCUGCCUAUGCACAGUGAGCUACGAUAUCAAACAAGACAAAACAAAAGAAUCAUUCUGUACUCUGCUAUGGCGAUAACCUAUUGUCUGAAUGUGGUGGUCAGCUUUUUUGGAUUUAUGCAGUUUCGUAAAUAUGUCGAUCAGGACAUAACCAAGAACUAUCCUCAUGAUAACGUAGUGUUGACUAUUGGCCGGUGUGCCCUUGCUCUGACGCUGUUACUCAGCUUUCCUCUUCUUAUAUUCCCAUGCCGUGACGUCAUCAACAGGUUGAUCUGGAAAGAGCACGCACCGAUCCUUGCGACAGACUCUGUCUCCCGUACCAUGUUUCUCAUUUCUAAUGAUACUCUAUCUGGGCCGUCUCGUAUUAUCUGGCUUGCGGAGACAGUGUUCCUGGUCUUCUUCAGCUACGUUCUGGCGUACUAUAUUCCACAGGUCGCCAUGGUGUGGGGCUUCGUGGGAGCUAUCGGCACCACACUCACCAUCUAUAUCCUCCCGCCUGCCUUCUACCUGCGUGUCCGGCUACACCCCUCUCGCCCCGACCUGAAGCAAGUCGCCGCCUGGGGUCUAAUGCUGGUCGGAAUUCUCGUCCUUAUAGUCUGCACUUAUCAAUCGUUCGUAAACGUUAUCAACCCUAUACCCGCCGUGAUAUCCCACGCCACGAACAUUUCAGUGACUGACAGUUCGUAACCAAACAUCAGCCGAGCUUUAUCCGAUAGGAAUCUCAGUACCGCCCGGAAAAGUCAGUGACCAAGGAAAAGUAAUCGAAACAGGCCGAGAUAUCAGUGCAAAAUGUAUCUAGCAUCGAACGAAGUUUUCCCGAUAUACGUGUCUAGUACUCCCGAAGAUUCCAUUGCCCAAAAGUACUUACAACCGAACAUCGAUCGAAGCUUUCCCGAUAUACGUGUCUAGUACUCCCCGAAGAUCUCAUUGCCCAAAAGUACAUACAACCGAACAUCGAACGAAGCUUGCCCGAUAUACGUGUCUAGUACUUCCCGAAGAUCUCAUUGCCAAAAAGUACAUACAACCGAACAUCGAACGAAGCUUGCCCGAUAUACGUGUCUAGUUCUCCCCGAAGACCAAAAAGUACAUACAACCGAACAUCGAACGAAGCUUUCCCGAUAUACGUGUCUAGUACUCCCCGAAGAUUCCAUUGCCAAAAAGUACAUACAACCGAACAUCGAACUAAGCUUUCCCGAUAUACGUGUCUAGUACUCCCCGAAGAUCUCAUUGCCAAAAAGUACAUACAACCGAACAUCGAACGAAGCUUGCCCGAUAUACGUGUCUAGUUCUCCCCGAAGACCAAAAAGUACGUACAACCGAACAUCGAACGAAGCUUGCCCGAUAUACGUGUCUAGUACUCCCCGAAGAUUCCAUUGCCAAAAAGUACAUACAACCGAACAUCGAACUAAGCUUUCCCGAUAUACGUGUCUAGUACUCCCCGAAGAUCUCAUUGCCAAAAAGUACAUACAACCGAACAUCGAACGAAGCUUUCCCGAUAUACGUGUCUAGUACUCCCCGAAGAUCUCAUUGCCAAAAAGUACAUACAACCGGACAUCGCACGAAGUUUUCCCGAUAUACGUGUCUAGUACUCCCCGAAGAUUCCAUUGCCCAAAAGUACUUACAACCGAACAUCGAUCGAAGCUUUCCCGAUAUACGUGUCUAGUAAUCCUCGAAGAUCUCAUUGCCCAAAAGUACGUACAACCGAACAUCGAACGAAGCUUUCCCCAUAUACGUGUCUAGCACUCCCCGAAGAUUCCAUUGCCCAAAAGUACAUACAACCGAACAUCGAACGAAGCUUUCCCGAUAUACGUGUCUAGUACCCCCCGAAGAUCUCAUUGCCAAAAAGUAUCGUACAACCGAACAUCGAACGAAGCUUUCCCGAUAUACGUGUCUAGUACUCCCCGAAGAUUCCAUUUCCCAAAAGUACAUACAACCGAACAUCGAACGAAGCUUGCCCGAUAUAGUACUCCCCGAGGAUAUCAGCGGCACGAGAGUACUUACCAGAGUUCCUAUCGAAUUUCGCCCGAUAGGCUACUUAUAAAAAAUAACCAGAAUUAAUGUAUCAAGAGAAUUAAUGAAUCAAGAUCUUCGUCCGUAAUUUUAUGAAAGAUCCUUGAAUAGCUUGGAUAAAAUAGCUUAGUUAAAAUGAUUUUAUAAAUUUUAUCAAAAUGUAUUUCAGAUUCUCUAUAUUCUAAUAUUUAUAUCAUAUAUUUGUAUCAUAUUUAAUUUCAAUAAAUCUUUAAAAAAAAUGA